AUGCUUUUCGGUCUCAAGUCAGGCAAGCUCCACACCGGGAGAAGAGUGCAGCUGGUCAUUUGGCUUCAGAUCAUUCAGUGCUGGACUGGUACUGCGGGAAUCACCAUGUACGGCCCGACCAUCUUCCACAUCGCCGGGUUCGGACCGCAGAAAGCCCUCUGGGUUUCCGGCCUGAAUAACAUCUUCUACAUGUUCGCCACACUCAUUUGCGUCUUCACCAUCGACAAAAUCGGUCGUCGCUGGACACUAUACUGGGGUUCGACUGCGCAGGCAGUAUCCAUGUUCCUCGUGGGUGGUCUUUCUCGAGGAGGCCUCAAUGCCAGAGCCAGCGGAAACUUGGAUGCUGCGAGCAGCUGGGGAGCAGCAGCAGCGUCAAUGGUCUUCCUCUACACAAGUAUUUUCGGUGCGACAUGGCUAACAGUGCCAUGGCUGUACCCAAGUGAGAUAUUCCCGCUGCAGGUUCGCGCAAAGGGCAACGCCUGGGGUGUUGUUGGCUGGAGCAUCGGAAAUGGAACCCUCACAUUGGUCCUUCCAUACAUCGUCGGUGCGAUCAACGAGAACGCUAUGUACAUCUUUGCCUCUGUCAACGUGAUCAGCAUUCCAAUCGUCUGGGCCCUGUACCCUGAGUCGAACCAGCGAACACUUGAGGAGAUGGACUUCCUAUUUGCAGCGGAUACACCUUGGACUUGGGAUGCGGAGAAGAAAUUCAAGGAACUCAAGGAGGAACACAGAGUGGCGAGUGCUGUACGUGCGGCAGCGGAUGGCGAUAUUGAGUCCAAGUUGGAUGACUCCUGCGCUCAUGUGGAGAAGCGGUCUGGAUAG
This is a messenger RNA of Colletotrichum chrysophilum, 822 nucleotides long. RefSeq lists its product as uncharacterized. Gene Ontology annotation, molecular function: carbohydrate:proton symporter activity. Lineage: Eukaryota; Fungi; Ascomycota; Sordariomycetes; Glomerellales; Glomerellaceae. The record is from RefSeq and is a predicted model, not a curated record. Bases 1 to 822 code for a protein of 273 amino acids. The transcript is spliced from 4 exons. Gene Ontology annotation, biological process: transmembrane transport; carbohydrate transport. Gene Ontology annotation, cellular component: membrane.